Rhinolophus ferrumequinum (greater horseshoe bat) is the source of this 703-nucleotide messenger RNA. RefSeq names its product gem nuclear organelle associated protein 6 (gene GEMIN6). The transcript is spliced from 3 exons. The coding region runs from base 133 to 633 and encodes 166 amino acids. Gene Ontology annotation, molecular function: RNA binding. Gene Ontology annotation, cellular component: nucleus; SMN complex. Gene Ontology annotation, biological process: spliceosomal snRNP assembly; spliceosomal complex assembly. NCBI's taxonomy places the organism in Eukaryota, Metazoa, Chordata, Mammalia, Chiroptera, Rhinolophidae. The record is from RefSeq and is a predicted model, not a curated record.
GAAGGAAGUGAGGACGUAGCGCAAAGCAUGCUGGGCCCAGGUGGGCUCCAUUCUACAGACUCCUUCCUCACAGGGUGGUUGCUGAGAAGUGAGCGCUGCUAGGAGAUUUAACUGAUCUAGCCGGUUGGCGCUAUGAAUGAAUGGAUGAAGAAAGGCCCUUUAGAAUGGCAAAAUUACACUCACAAAGAAGUCAGAGUGACAGCGAGUGAGAAGGAGUAUAAAGGAUGGGUUUUAACCACAGACCCAGUCUCUGCCAAUAUUGUCCUCGUGAACUUCCUUGAAGACGGAAGCAUGUCUGUGACCGGAAUUAUGGGACACGCUGUGCAGACUGUUGAAAUAGUGAAUGAAGGGAACCAUAGCGUACGAGAGAAGCUGAUGCAUUUGUUCACGUCUGGAGACUGCAAGGCACACAGCUCUGAGGAUCUGGAAAAGAAAAAGAACGGCCUAAAGAGAUGGCUCGAGAAGAACCAUAUCCCCAUCACUGAACAGGGCGAUGCGCGAAGGACUCUGUGUGUGGCUGGGGUCCUCACUAUAGACCCACCGUAUGGUCCAGAAAAUUGCAGCAGUUCUAAUGAGAUUAUUCUGUCCCGUGUUCAGGAUCUUAUUCAAGGACAUCUUGCAGCUUCCCAAUGAGAGGCCAAGAACUACGGGUGCAUUCAAAUAAAACUUCAUCGUUUUUUCCUUCAUAAAAUGUUUUGAAUGU